Molecule: messenger RNA, 1124 nt
Organism: Protobothrops mucrosquamatus (brown spotted pit viper)
Lineage: Eukaryota; Metazoa; Chordata; Lepidosauria; Squamata; Viperidae
Product: MARVEL domain-containing protein 3-like
Exons: 4
Coding region: 145-1101 (318 amino acids)
Cellular component (GO): membrane
Source: RefSeq, a predicted model, not a curated record
GCCCUUUAGCAGCUCUUGGGAUUACCUUUGUGCCUUAUUUUGUGUUUCUAACCGAGUAACAAAAUUGUUGACUGAAUGUUAGCCAUUCAUCAAAUUGAAGCAGAAGCAAGCUCCACUUGUAGGUAACUUAAGCCAAAAUAGAAGAUGCCCCAUUCCGGGAAAUUUCAUCAAGACAGAGCCUACAUUCCUAGGGAGAACCCCAAUUAUUUUGAUAAAAGAAGCAGGCAACCAAAUUCAUCCGGUGGAAGGUUGUCGCAAGGGACAACUGAACAUUCAAGAUCUUCCUCUGCUUUUGCAGACCUUGAGCAGAACCAUCUUGGACCAAGGCACGGUUAUGACAAUCCCCCACCUCCCUACAAUCCUUCCAAAAAAACAUUUUCAGAGAAAUGCUCAAACCUGUGCUCCCGAAGAGGUGUCUUGCAGUUUGUCGAAGUCACUGUCAACAUCUUGGUGCUGAUCUGCAUAGGAGCAACCCAGGCGGGGGUCUCCGGUUUCACUUCCUUGGGAGGCCUAGGCUCUUUCAACAUCAACUCAAUGUAUAGUCCAUUUCAGGGGACCGAACUCCAAGAGGUGACCGAGGUGGACAUGCAGUACAGCCAGUUGAGAGCCCCUUGUGUGUACGGAGGGGUAGCCUUCAGCCUGACAAUGAUGUGCCUAACGCUUCUGUUUCUCAUCGGUGGAGCAAAGCCUAUUCAUCGCCUUUCCCUUCGACUGCUUGCUGCUGAGUGUCUCUUCGACAUCCUUGCCUGCCUUGUUUAUAUAGCAGCAGUUGGCCUCUAUCUCCACUUCGUCAUUCAAGUCAAUGCCACGGAUGUGUGCCUAAGGAGAGAAAGACUCUACGCAAGGCGAGGUUACACUUCAGUGAAUUGCAGCGUGCAAGGCGGGGAUGCUGCUGUGGCUCUUUUUGGCCUGGUGGCUGCUUGCCUGUAUUUUGGGAGCUUUGUGGUCUGCAUUCUCACCCUUAGAGAGGUACGGCUAUUUCAGAAGCAGCAGGACAAUCGUUAUCAUCUCGAGAGAACCUACAGGGAGGACGACCAUCCGAAGCCCUAUAGGGGCAAAGAAAACAUACACGCCGAAAGGACUUUUGGCACACUUGUGUAAUCUACACCAGGUAUCUCAAUGAA